GGCCGGGCCGCGUGGCGCAGCCAUGCCUGGCUUUACGUGCUGCGUGCCAGGCUGCUACAACAACUCGCACCAGGACAAGGCAUUGCACUUCUAUAUGUUUCCCAAGGACGCUGAGCUGCGGCGCCUUUGGCUCAAGAAUGUGUCCCGUGCUGGCGUCAGUGGGUGCUUCUCCACCUUCCAGCCCACCACGGGCCACCGUCUCUGCAGCGUUCACUUCCAGGGCGGCCGCAAAACCUACACGGUGUGGGUCCCCACCAUCUUCCCGCUGUGUGGCGUCAAUGAGCGCAAAGUACCGCGCAGACCCACGGGGGCCGCAGCCGCCUGCUGCAGGCAGCAGCAUCAGCAGCAGCAGCCGUCGCCGUCCGCCUCCACUGCCCAGACCGCCCAGCUGCAGCUGAACCUGGUAUCUGCUUCUGCGGCUGUGCUCCUCACCCUUCAGGCUGCUGUGGACAGCAGCCAGACUCCGGGAUCCGUGCCUCCGGCGCCCACCACUCCCACGGGAGAAGAUGUGAAGCCCAUUGACCUGACGGUGCAAGUGGAGUUCGUGGCCGCAGAGGGCGCAGCCGCCGCAGCCGCUGCGUCGGAGCUUGAGGCUGCUACAGCAGGGCUGGAGGCCGCCGAGUGCCCCACGGGCCCCCAGUUGGUGGUGGUCGGGGAAGAGGGCUUCCCUGAUACUGGCUCCGACCACUCGUACUCGUUGUUGUCAGGCACCACAGAGGAGGAGCUCUUGCGCAAGCUGAACGAGCAGCGGGACAUCCUGGCGCUGAUGGAGGUGAAGAUGAAGGAGAUGAAGGGCAGCAUCUGUCACCAGCGUCUCACCGAGGCCAAACUCCAUGAAGAACUAUGUGAGAAGGAUCGGCUGCUGGCCAUGGCUGUCAUCCGCAAGAAGCACGGAAUAUGA
This is a messenger RNA of Balaenoptera ricei (Rice's whale), 901 nucleotides long. Its product is annotated as THAP domain-containing protein 11-like. Bases 23 to 901 code for a protein of 292 amino acids. Gene Ontology annotation, cellular component: nucleoplasm. The record is from RefSeq and is a predicted model, not a curated record. Lineage: Eukaryota; Metazoa; Chordata; Mammalia; Artiodactyla; Balaenopteridae. Gene Ontology annotation, molecular function: RNA polymerase II cis-regulatory region sequence-specific DNA binding. Gene Ontology annotation, biological process: regulation of transcription by RNA polymerase II. The transcript has a single exon.